AUGGUGCUCUCCAAACAGCAGUACAAUGCCAUCAGCCCUUUUUACAACAUACAGUUACACAUUUCCCAUAAAGGAGCCAGAGCACGUAAAAGACGGCUGGAUGAUUCCUAUUUCGAUGAGACCUGCGAGACCCCCCUGAAAAGAAAAUUUUCCCUGGAUCAGGGAUGCUUUUCUGUGGACGUCCUAACUGGAGUCCAGGAAUGGAGACCUAUGCAGCCAUUAAAAUCAAAAGCCAUCACACUGCCUCGGUCAAAGGUCAAUCAGCCUGUGACCCCUGUCGUGUCAGUCCCUCUGUCCAAGUGCAAACAGAACUGGAUAGAUCAAGGUCGGGAGAGCCGGUCUCCCUCCCAGAUUCUGGCUCUUAAAUGGGACAGAGAGGUUCCUGUGGUUGAGAUAUCAUUGCGUGCAUCUCUAAAUUUUGAUAUUUGCAGUUCGGUUUCUUUAGAUGGCUCUCAGGGGCCUGUGAAAGAUGAGGUCCAGGAGGUUUUGUGUGAUCUUAUUCCAGUCUGUGAAUCAAAAUCCCACAUCGCACCCCCAGAAACUGUUGUCCCGGUGAAAGAGGAGGAUGGAGUGUCUGUCAGUCAACAGGCAGAGCCCAAGGUGACUCUGGGAAAUGAAGAAACCACCGCAGAGAGCUUUGAGAGUGCACAGGUCCAGGUGAAGUCUGAGGUGAUUGAUCCAGACAACACAAAGACCACCAGCAAACCUCUGGUGUUUUAUGAAGAGGAGUGGGAGAGACGGAAGAAGACAUACGUUGACUCUGUAAAAAGACAUAUGAAAGAAAAAGGAGCAGCAAACGGUACCGCAAUUAUCAAAACACUAUGAUUUCUGUCUCGCUCAAGUUGUGUAAUUUGUGUGUGCCAAACCUGUAAAAAGAACAUUCCCCCUGUUGCUGUCCAGCUGGCAAUGAUGCUCCAA
Molecule: messenger RNA, 918 nt
Organism: Carassius auratus (goldfish)
Lineage: Eukaryota; Metazoa; Chordata; Actinopteri; Cypriniformes; Cyprinidae
Exons: 2
Coding region: 1-825 (274 amino acids)
Source: RefSeq, a predicted model, not a curated record